GCCUUUGGAACAGGGGGAUUUGAGGGCGAACCUCCUCUGCUCGAAGAAUUGGGCAUCAACUUCCAGCAUAUCCGAGCCAAGUCACUAACAGUUCUUAAUCCCCUUCGUGGAGUAGACGACCACAUUAUGGACGACGCCGACCUUGCUGGGCCAAUCAUAUUUUUCUUCUGUUUUGGGAUAUCACUUCUCUUUUCUGGAAAACCGAAUUUUGGAUACAUAUACGGUGUUGGUCUUUUCGGGACGGCAUCCAUAUAUACCCUGCUGAACCUCAUGUCCCCACAUGGCAUCGACGCCUACCGCACAGCGUCUGUCCUAGGAUAUUGCCUGCUCCCGAUGGUAGGCUUGGGCGCAAUAAGCGUUAUGGUUGCCCUUAACGGCACCAUCGGAUACCUGCUCUCGAUUACAUCAAUACUCUGGUGUACAUAUGCCGCUUCUGGGAUCUUCGUCGCCGUCCUUCGCAUGUCCGACCAGCGUCUCCUUGUAGCAUACCCUGUUGGCCUGCUUUAUGGGUGUUUCGCUCUCCUCAGUGUAUUUAGU
Messenger RNA from Laccaria bicolor S238N-H82, 537 nucleotides. RefSeq lists its product as uncharacterized. The transcript has 4 exons. The annotation marks the transcript as partial. The record is from RefSeq and is a predicted model, not a curated record. Gene Ontology annotation, biological process: endoplasmic reticulum to Golgi vesicle-mediated transport; vesicle fusion with Golgi apparatus. Gene Ontology annotation, cellular component: membrane; trans-Golgi network. Lineage: Eukaryota; Fungi; Basidiomycota; Agaricomycetes; Agaricales; Hydnangiaceae.